CAUAAUCAUUCACUCAUUCUCCACAGUUUCCCUUUUCCGGUUCUGCAUCAAAGCUGUAACCAUGCCGCUCGCAAUUGAUUUGCUUCAUCCUUCCCCCGCUUCGGAAAGGAGGAAACACAAACUUAAGAGGCUGGUGCCCCAUCCAAACUCGUAUUUUAUGGAUGUCAAAUGCCCCGGCUGCUACAAAAUCACAACGGUAUUUAGCCAUGCACAAAGGGUGGUUGUAUGCGCAGGAUGUUCAACGAUUCUUUGCCAACCUACUGGUGGUCGGGCUAGAUUAACCGAAGGAUGUUCGUUUAGACGAAAACAACAUUAAUUUCCUGGAGAGAGAACCCUAUGUAUAUUUUAAGAUUUGCAUUUUGUUUCUGACUGUAUGAAGGAGUGAUCUUUUAUAAAUUCACUAAUGAAUCCAAUGAAGCAUUAUUAAAUAAAGGCUAUUUCAAAGGGA
This is a messenger RNA of Chilo suppressalis (striped riceborer), 448 nucleotides long. The record is from the annotation of a GenBank genome assembly. NCBI's taxonomy places the organism in Eukaryota, Metazoa, Arthropoda, Insecta, Lepidoptera, Crambidae.